AGAAGCAAUCGAUCUAAAAUCGAUAUUUUUAAAUGUUGUGUGUUGUAUUUUUCAUUUUUAUGUUAUCGAUUGAAGAAACAAUGCUUUUUUCCUUCUGUAUAGCGUGUUUCAUGUCAUAAAUGUAAUUUUUAUUCCUCUAAAAUAUGCUUGAAUGUCUGGACUGAUCCUUCACUACAAGGCCGCUGCGCCUUCGCUCUCUCAGCUGCUUUGGUGUAGCGGCUGUGUAAAUUGAUACGUAAAUUUAAGUUGUACUCGGUGUGUAGCGUUCACGACUAACGUACUGGCGACCUAUUUCAGGCUUCCCUAGGGAGUUCAAGUCCAGUUGGCUCUUUAUCAUCAGAGGACCAUGACUUUGACCCAACAGCAGAAAUGUUAGUUCAUGAGUAUGAUGAUGAGAGGACUCUGGAGGAAGAAGAGUCUCUGGAUGGAGGGAGGAAUUUCAGCUCUGAGAUUGCAGAUCUGGAAAAGGAGGGGAACAUGCCUUUGGAAGACCUAUUGGCCAUCUAUCGCUACGGGGCUUCAGCAGGCUCCAGUAUAGACAGCUCCUCUGGAGACCUUACCGAUGAGCUGCCUGACAUGACUUUGGACAAGGAGGAAAUAGCUAAAGACCUGCUGUCUGGAGACUAUGAGGAGGAGACCCAGUCCUCAGCUGACGAUCUUACCCCUUCAGUCACCUCCCAUGAGGCCACUGAUUUCUUCCCAAGAACACUUCGAUCCAAUGCCAUCUCUGAUGGUGAUAAAGAAUCGGAGUGUGAUGAAGAUGGCCCAAGCCCAGAGGACUCCAGAAAGGAAAUAAUGGUGGGAACACAGUACCAAGCAGAAGUUCCUUCUUGCCUAUGUCACUACAAAGAUGGGGAGAAAGUAUAUGAAGAUGAAGAUGAGUUAUUAUGGAGUCCAGGUACAUUUCCUGAAAACAAGGUUAGGAGUUUUCUGUCUGAAUUGUUGUCACGGACAACAGAUGAAAAGACAGGAUGUGACAAACCAGGGAUGUAUGUUCGAGACAAUGAGCAGGCUUUGCAUGAGCUUGUCAAGUGCAACUACAACACCCGUGAAGCACUAGAGAGAUACUGCAGCCAUGUAAAGUCCUCAAAAGAAAAAUCACCUCCAUGGUCAGAAGAGGAAUGCAAGAACUUUGAACACGCACUACAGAUGUAUGACAAAAAUUUUCACCUCAUACAGAAACACAAAGUCACAACACGAACAGUACCAGAAUGUGUGGCGUUUUAUUACAUGUGGAAAAAGUCAGAGCGCUUUGACCUCUUUGUGCAGCAGAAUCGGUUUGGGAAGAAAAAAUACAGCAGCUAUCCUGGUGUAACUGACCUGAUGGACAGGCUGGUGGAUGAAGCUGAGGGACUGGCAGUGGACAGUUCCUCCUCUGUGUGUUCAGGAGCAGGUGGAGGAGGAAGGCUGGAGACUACCACAGACCAACAACUCAGCCUGCUCAACUCCAUCACUGCCAGCGACCUCACAGCUUUGAGUAACAGUGUAGCCACAGUGUGCAGCCCUGCAGAGGUUAGUUGCCUGGACUCCUACAGCUUUCCUCCGUUGGAAAGUCUCCAUCGUGCGUCCCUGAACCACGACGAAUCCCUUGGGUUCCCUUCCAACGGUGCAGACCCCGACUGCCUCAACAUACUCGACGCUGGCUUCUACCACUCUGACCUGGGCCAGCUAGGAGGAGUGUGUGUCAGCAAGGACUGCGAGCGGCCUUCUAAGAGACUCAAGAUGGCGCUGCCUGACUCCUUUAUCAAUGAUGUGUCUGUGGGUAACCUUGGAGUGGACUUCGAAGCGCGACGGACAACGACACACCACCACCGAAUCACCGGUGCCAAAAUGGCAGUGUCUGUCACAGACUUUGGGAGCUUAGCUGGCAGCGGCGAGCCCAACGGGUUUCUGGGAGCACAUGCACGGCACCACACACAGCACACUGCAGCACUUCAGUCAGAGUGAUCUUCCUCGUCUUCUUCCCUUGUUCUUCCCUUUUGAAACCUCUUAUCCCGCUUGUACAUAAGACUGACCUCACUGGAGAA
Xiphias gladius (swordfish) is the source of this 2027-nucleotide messenger RNA. RefSeq names its product mesoderm induction early response 1, family member 3 b (gene mier3b). NCBI's taxonomy places the organism in Eukaryota, Metazoa, Chordata, Actinopteri, Istiophoriformes, Xiphiidae. Gene Ontology annotation, biological process: negative regulation of transcription by RNA polymerase II. Gene Ontology annotation, molecular function: histone deacetylase binding; transcription corepressor activity. Gene Ontology annotation, cellular component: nucleoplasm. The record is from RefSeq and is a predicted model, not a curated record. The transcript has 14 exons. The coding region runs from base 370 to 1947 and encodes 525 amino acids.